Molecule: messenger RNA, 1560 nt
Organism: Pseudovirgaria hyperparasitica
Lineage: Eukaryota; Fungi; Ascomycota; Dothideomycetes; Acrospermales; Acrospermaceae
Exons: 3
Coding region: 203-1363 (386 amino acids)
Biological process (GO): regulation of transcription by RNA polymerase II; positive regulation of DNA-templated transcription
Cellular component (GO): SAGA complex; DUBm complex
Molecular function (GO): transcription coactivator activity
Source: RefSeq, a predicted model, not a curated record
UCGAAAUCGCUAGUUAGCUAUUGUCAUUGUGUAAGGGCUAGUAGCAAACACUCUCUUCCACAGUCAUAGUCCUUACCUUUACUUAAUCCCCGCCACUCUCAUUCGAAGUGCUUGAACAAUCAUCAAAGUUUCGAUCUUCAUUGAUAUCAAAGACAUCACAAUCAGCUCGUGUUCUACCAUAUACACGAAGACUUCCAGCGCUAUGGACAAAGAAAAGAUCUCUCAGCUCGACCCGGCUGCCUGGUCAGUCGUUGCACGCAAUGUUUUAGAUGAUUGCUUCCACAACAUAAUUCACGACAUGGUGUUGGAGAUACAUCGGGAAGAGAAAGUUUUGCGUAUGCAGUCCGCUGUGGUGAUUGCUGAAGAUACGGCAAGAGCACAAAUGCCCGAGCCCCCAGUUGCACCAGUCAAAGGAGCUCCCCCGCCUACCCCAAAUAUCAGAGUUGAGACAACAGGCGCGAUAUAUGAGAAUGGAAAGACGUUUCUACGCGGCAAUCCGCUGCAGACAACACCAGAAGUCAUUUGCCCGCAGUGUCGGUUGCCGCGUCUGCAAUACCCUAUCACUGGAAAGGGCUCGCGUGAGCCGGAUCUGUCGAAAGAAUAUUGCAUGUUCUAUCCUUUUGUUUCGAAACCAGGACAUGAUAUUUACGGCAACCAAUUUCCCACUGAACAAGCGAAGACAAAGAAAGAGCGAGAACUCAUCAAACAACAGCAGCGUGCUGAGAAAGACAACACGCCUGGUAGUAACGACACAGGUACCCCACCCGCUACACAGAGCUUUACACUCAAUACAGGCUCUAAGCCAAUCUCGUACAUCCCAUGGCAGACGUGCCCAAGCUGUAAGCGCAGCCUUCUCAUUACUCGAUUCGCUCAGCAUCUCGAAAAAUGUCUCGGUAUAUCCGGCCGUCAAAGUAGCCGUAACGCAAUGGCGAAGCUUACUGGUAACGGCUCUGUAUCCGGUAACACGCCACUGGGAAGCCGCAUGGGUACGCCCCAGCCAGGGAGCCAGAACAACAACGGAAAACGGUCUCCGACGAAAAAAGGUGGCGCGGACGAUGACGAUGAUGACGACAAGGAAACCCCUGUGAAAAAGAAGAAGAAGUCCAACUACAUCAAGAAAGCCGACAGAGAACGUUUGGCCGCCUCAGGCGCCACAACUCCGGGCUCUACACACCAAUCAGAUCCCAAGAUUAAACUCAAGAUUGCUAAACCAAAGAGCGGCGACAACGGAGUGAAACGCGAGCGCGAAGAUGGUGAUGGCGAGGUGCCACGGAAGAAGAUCAAGAUGCAACGUUCAGAAAGCAUAAGGACGGAAAAGACGGAAGGGGAUGACGAAGGCAGCGAUGACGAGCUAGGCGCGUAGGAGUAGCGCAUGCCGGCUGUAGGCAGGAAUGGUAACGGCCUCUGUACUAGAUUUCCUUGCACUUCGUCCUUUGUCUUCUUGAUACCUGUGGUCUUGGAUCGAGACCACUUUGGGCUUGCAUUGCGCUAUCUGGUGCAUCUUUUGGCGUUUGGGUCAUCUUCGUAUCGAACGGCUCACUGAACUUCGGCCGUGGGGCC